AUGAGGGGACCUACAUACAUUUUAAAAAAGACCCAUCUCGAAAAUGAUGAAAAAAGAGAGUAUAAGAUGCACGUUUAGAAGCUGCAAAAUAUUUAGUCUUAAAAACUCAAGGGGGAAGUUAAGAGAAGUAUCUCAGUGGAUAAAAGACUUCUUGAAGAUAAAUAAAAAAAGGUUGUUUAAAAUAGAUUGUUUAAGGAAGAAGAAUAAAGAAGAGAGCAAAAAUUAGAAAAUAAAGCUCUUAUAGCUAAGCUAGAAUAGAUUUAGAAAGGAAAAUAUUCUAUAAUGAAAAAUAUAAAAGAUUAGACCUUUAGAGAAUCCGUUUAUUACUUAUCUUCAAACCAAAAUUUGAAAACGGGAAAUAAUUUUAAUCCAAGCAACUCAAAAACUAGGCUAAGAACGAUGACUGCAAAUACAGAGUCAAGUAGAAAUAUUGGUAGCUAAAACACAUAUUAUAAAAAUAGUGAAUUCAAUGAGGAUUAGAAUGAAAAAUAUCCUAAAACUGCUAAUUUUUUUGGAGGCAAUUUUAACAACUUUAACAAUAAUACUGAUAACACUCAUAAAAAUAGUAGCAGAUCCCAAAGUAAUUUAGGAGACCAUAAACAUGGAUAUAAUGCUGCAAGUAAUUAAAACUAAAUCCCUAAUUAGCAUUAGUUUAGUGGUGCUAAUUCAAAUUAUGGAGGAACGAUUUACAGUUAAUCUUCUAAUAACAACCCAAACUCUACUAAUGGUUUUAAUAAAAACAAAGAAAAUGACCCAUAAACUUUUAAUAAAUACCACCUUUAAAGAGCUCUAAAAACAGAGGGAAAUGCAGAAUAUCCAGAAAAUUAAAAUAUUUAUUCAAAAAAUGAUUAAAAUAAUUCAAACUUGCAUAGAGGUUAAAGUAAUCCAAAUUAUUAUAAAGAUUAAAACAAUCCAAAUUUGUAUAGAGAUUUAAAUCACCCAAAUGCUUUGAAAGAUUAAAAUAUUGAUGAAAGGGAUCAAAACAACCCUAAUUUGUAUAAAGAUGUAAAUAACCACAACUUAAGCAAAUAAUAAAGCAAUCCUCAUUAUUAAGGAGAUCCUAAUAAUCCUGAGCCUUUAAGGGAUUACAAUAAUCCUAAAUACUACAAUGAUUAAAGUGACCCUAAUUUUUUCAAAAAUAACCCUAACUUACUUAGGGGUAAUGACUAUUACAAUAUAAACGAUGAUUAAAUGAUAGGAGAUGAUGGGUACAGAAAUGGUAAUCUAGAUAAUCCUGAUAGAAUAAAAUAAUUAAGCAGAGAUGGGAAGAGAAGAAGAAUUAAUUCAUCAAUAAAUCUUGCUCAGCUAAAUAAACACGUUAGUGCAUCGAUAGAGAGAUAAAAGGAGCAAGAAAGAAUUGCCUUUGAAAAUAAUAAAAUAGUUCAAAGAAUGAUGAAAUUACCACCAGUUGUACCUACUAAAACUAAUCUUAAGAAAGAGUUUUCUAAAUAAAAGAAACUGAUGAAAUAAAUAUCUAAAUUUCACGAAUUUAAAGAAAGAAAAGUUCCAGCAUUUGGGAAAAGUAAAAAAAAAGAGGAAAUAAAUAUGUUAGGCUUACUUGAUGGAGUACCUUUAGAUGAAAAUAAUCAAGAGCUGAUGGAUCAGCGUAUACACCUUGUGAUUAAUGUAAAAGAAAUAGCCUUUGUAAACUUUCUACCUGUAUCAUCUGAGACAGAGAAGUAUUUUAUGGAAAUUUAGGCUAGUAUUCAUGAAAUCAGAAGAACAAAUCCAGAAAUAUAUUCAGAUUUCUCUAAAUCUGUUAUAAAUGAGUUCUUCUAUCUUAGAGAAAUAAAGUAAAACAGAAUCAUUUAUAUUGGUCUCUACAAAUGGACUCCCUUGGAUAACGGCGAGCAUUUUUUAGGAGACUUUGAGCUAGAUUUAACACCUUACUAUCUUCAAUCUGGAGUUCACCAAAUUCAUUAUGAUCUCAGAAACUUUAAGUAAAUGCAUAAACUUCCAAAUUAUAUGGUGAAGGAUAUGCGUAAAAAGGGGUGGAUAGACAUUGAAAUUAGUGUUAAAAGUAGUGUUAAGUAGUAUUUAAUGGAUUUAGAUAUAAUAAAAAAAGAUUAUGGAUCUUAAGAAGCCAGUAUAGCUUAUGAUAACUAAACAAAUCCAACAGAAAGGAAAAAAAAUAGUGAAGAAUCUUUGGUUUAGUUAAUAAAUUCAAAUUAAAAUGGUUAAACUGAAAAGUAGUAAAAACUUUAACAACUAAAAUAUUAGAUGAAUCCUAAACAAAAAGGAAUUUCAUCUUUUAAUAGCUAAAAUACUAGCUUUAAUCAAGGAAAUAAAGUGAAUGGAGUUCAAUAGAAGCAGAUCUCUAACUAAUCUUAUAAUAGCUUUAAUACAAUCAAUAAUACUCAAUAAAAUAAUUCAAAAGGCUCAAAAAGAGGCAGUAACUCCAAUUAGCAUAAAAGUAAAAUCAAUUUACAAGAAGAAUAUGACUAAGACAAUUUUGAAAAAGAGGAUUCAAAUUCUCAAAAUAACAAUAACUCCUAUUUAUAACAAUUUUCUGAUAAUGAAGAUGAAAAAAAUAAGAAAAGCCAUACAGGUAAAUAAAAUUUUGUAUUAAAAGAAGAAGAAAUAGAAGUUUGA
Messenger RNA from Tetrahymena thermophila SB210, 2592 nucleotides. RefSeq lists its product as hypothetical. The transcript is spliced from 2 exons. NCBI's taxonomy places the organism in Eukaryota, Ciliophora, Oligohymenophorea, Hymenostomatida, Tetrahymenidae. The record is from RefSeq and is a predicted model, not a curated record.